AUGGGAUGGGGCGUGGAGGUCAAGGGCGCGGCUAGGGCACUGGCGCGAGACCCCGUAGCAGAGACCUCGGAGCCGAACAAACGACCGAGGAUCGGUGCGCUAGUGCAGGCGCCCGAGGUCGCGGUCAUCGCGGGCCUCUCAGUCUGCGAGCUGGCGGUCUGCGAGGGGGAGGGCGACCAGGAAGAGGGCCCGCUCUGGGGCCCGAUGCCGAGGGCUGAGGAGCGGUGCGAGGGCUCGUGCGAGGCGCACGUGGGCCGCUGUGCCUACCGACACGACCAUGCUGGACAGCGUGCGCGCAGGAGAUGUCUCAUCGGCUGCGCCAAGAAGCUCAAUCCAGACGCCGAGGUCGUUGCGAGCCCGUGCGCAUUGUGGUCGAGACGUAGGGCGCGCGAGCAGCCCGACUGGAACCUUGACCCGAACUCGCCCGAGCCGACGGUGAAGAUCCACUGCGGUUACUACGCGGGCGAGCCCCUCGACGAGGAGAAGUGCCAGAAGGGCAAUGCAGACGAGCUCCAGGCCAUGGCCGGGCACGGCGUCUACCGCAAGAUCCGCAUCGCGGACUGCGAACCUGGUGGCAAGCACGUCGGGGGCUUCCUCCCCAUCGCGCGCGAGAAGGCUGGCGAGGUGCGCCGGCACUUCGUGGCGACGGAGGUGGCCCACCAGCACCGCGAGGACAACCAUCAGGGUACACCGCCACUCGCGAUGAUUCGCGCGAUUCUCAGCUUGGCGGCCAGCAAGCCCGACAGUGACGGACAACACCGACGGUGCAUCCUCAUCUGGGAUGUCCGCAAGGCGUUCAACAGCGACCUGACCGAGCUACUGCUGGGAGCUGUUCAAGGGUUCGAGGUCCUGUACGGGGCCCGACUGGCCUGUCAGCUGUGGGGCGAGACCGUGAAGGCUACCUCGGACGACUCUGGAGGCAAGGCGCUGAAGUGCGCCCCUGGCAUGUUCUACUUCGCCAACCUCUGCGGCGACGGCAACGACACCACGAUGGGGGUCCACGGCGGCGACUUCACUGCGGAGGGCCAUGUCGGGACGCUCGACCAGCUGGAUGACGUCCUGAGCGUGGAGUACGAGAUCACCUCAUUACCGCCGCUGGGGCCUGGGCACCCUGGAGUUGCCCGCUACCUGAAGCGCGUCUGCGGCUACGUCGACCAGCUGCCCGAGACGAUGCUGCCGGGCUUCUUCUGGCACGCGGGCCCGAAGCUCGCGACGGAGAUCAUCAAGUUCGGAUCCAAGGAGGGCGCCAAGGCGGUCGACACCCCAGGCGCCAAGGCGAUCGGGGCGCGGCUACGUAACGCGACGGGCCCGAUGCCCGCGACCGAGGCACGCAAGACAGCAUCAGCGGGAGGCCUCGCGCUCUACCUGGCGGCGCAUCGGCCCGACAUCAUGUUCGCGAGCAAGACCGUCAUGCAGGACGUGAGCAAGCCGAACUAUCAUACGAAUGCGAGGCUCAUGCGGCUAGCCCGAUACCUUGAGGGACACCAGGUACUAGUCUGGUGCUACGAGCUGCAGGCCCUGCCGAGUAUCCUGAGGGCCGACGGCGAUGCAGACUGGGCGGCGCCGACGGCGGCUCUCAGCCGCGGCGAGUCGGAGUUCUACGCGCUCGGCUCGGUCGCGGCGCGGGGCUUGCAGAUGAAGCUCUUCCUGGGCGAGGUCGGGAUCCAGGUUCGCCUGGUGGUGGCCUCGGACAGCGCGGCCGCGCGGGGCAUGGCCCAUCGGCGCGGAGUGGGCAAGGUCCGCCACGUGGAGCUGCGCUACCUCUGGAUCCAGGAGCGGCUACGACUCCAUCUGUUCGUGCUCGUGAAGGAGGACACGCGCAGGAUGGUGGCGGACAUCCUGGCGAAGUAUGUUGACGAGGAAAGCAUGGCGACGCACCUGCGCGAGCCGAGCCUGAAGGAGCCUAUGCCCAAAGAGGCCUCUCGGAGUGCAGUGACGCCCCCGCCUGUGGACCCGGAGGAGAGCACCGCCAGUUCCGCCACGCCCAGGGUGUCUAUCGGCGACUUGCCGCGUCUCCCAGACCGAGGGCCAGGCUACCGGUCGGAGCCCCGGCUAGGGUGCUGCAUCGUCUCGGUGAUCGCCGUGGCGUGCUUGGCUGGCAUGCACGCCAAGUGCCUGGUACAGGUGGCCGACUCCGGCCUGGAGGGUGUGCCCCAGCGCAUGAGGUCGUUGCUGGCGCUGGUCUGGGCCGAGGCCGCCGCCGCUGUGCUCUCCACCCUGUACAUCUUGUUCGGCGGCGCUGGGGUGAUCAGGCGGGGGCCAGGCACCUGCUACCCCAUGCCUUCGGAGGUGGAGGAGCUGCUGUGCAGCGGCCAGACCACGGAGGGUCUGGACAACAUCAAGGGCAACGGGCGGCCUGGCAUGCCGGACGGAACAUAUUGCGUGCGUUGCUUGGUCUGGCGGUUGCAGGAGCAGAAGGCCCACCACUGCAACAUUUGCCAGCGAUGCGUCGCAGGUUUCGACCACCACUGCGGCGUCUUCGGGCGCUGUAUCGUCGCAGGGAACAUGGCGUGCUUCAUGUGCCUCAUCCUCAUGCUAUUUGCCAGUGGCAUCACUGUGCUGAUUGCAGUAGCCUCCGACGGCGACUCUGGCAUCACGCUCGAGUCCGACAAUUCCAGCUUUGCACCUCCGAGGCGUCGGUGA
Messenger RNA from Prorocentrum cordatum, 2643 nucleotides. Lineage: Eukaryota; Dinophyceae; Prorocentrales; Prorocentraceae. The record is from the annotation of a GenBank genome assembly.